Messenger RNA from Monodelphis domestica (gray short-tailed opossum), 10873 nucleotides. NCBI's taxonomy places the organism in Eukaryota, Metazoa, Chordata, Mammalia, Didelphimorphia, Didelphidae. The record is from RefSeq and is a predicted model, not a curated record.
UGGGAGGUAGGCUGUAUCCCUGGGCCUGCUCUCGGCUCUCACUGGGGUCGACUGUGGCCUCCGGCUUCUUCUUCGGGAUCUUCUUUCCUCCUAAAACGGAGCCUGGAGUGCCCGGGAUGGCCCUGCAAACGGACAGACUCCCAGCCCGGGAGGUGGUGACAUUCCGGGAUGUGGCUGUGGACUUCACGCGGGAGGAGUGGUGUCUCCUGUCCCCUCCCCAGAAGGAGCUGUACAAGGAGGUGAUGCUGGAGAAUGCCCGGAACCUGCUCUCUGUGGGAGAGAUCAGAUCUGAAAUGAAGGUGAAUGCAACAGAAGUGAGCCUUCCUUUGGAAGAAAUGGACCUACAAAGAUUAAUGAGUGAUGGCCUUGAUAACUUUGCUUCUGGGCAAUUCUGUGUUGCACCUCAAAAUUCAUCUGAUAAUGAAUAUCAAAGGAUGUACACUGAGGAAAAAUCUAUUGAAAGUAAUCGGUGCAGAGAGACUUUUAUGCACAGGGCCAGUCUCUUUGGACAUCAGAGGAUGCACACUGGGGAGAAACCUUAUGAAUGCAAGCAAUGUGGAAAAACUUUUACUAAGAGGUCAGGCCUAGUUUAUCAUCAGAGGAUGCACACUGGGGAGAAACCUUAUGAAUGCAAGGAAUGUGGAAAAACUUUCACUCAUAGGUCAGGUCUAGCUUAUCAUCAGAGGCUGCACACUGGGGAGAAACCUUAUGAGUGCAAACAAUGUGGAAAAACUUUCACUCAUAGGUCAGGUCUAGCUUAUCAUCAGAGGAUGCAUACUGGGGAGAAACCUUAUCAGUGCAAACAAUGUGGAAAGACAUUCACUCAGAGCUCUUCUCUUACUUCUCAUCAGAGGCUGCACACUGGGGAGAAGCCUUACAAAUGCAAGCAAUGUGAAAGGACAUUCAGUCGGAGCUCUGGUCUUGAUUCUCAUCAGAGGGUCCACACUGGGGAGAAACCUUACGAAUGCAAGCAAUGUGGAAAGACAUUCAGUCGGAGCUCUGGUCUUGCUUCUCAUCAGAGGAUCCACACUGGGGAGAAACCUUAUGAACGCAAGCAAUGUGGAAAAACGUUCACUCAUAGGUCAAGUCUAGCUUAUCAUCAGAGGAUGCACACUGGGGAGAAACCUUAUGAAUGCAAGCAAUGUGGAAAGACUUUCAGUCAGAGCUCUGGUCUUGCUGUACAUCAGAGGCUGCACACUGGGGAGAAACCUUAUGAAUGCAAGCAAUGUGGAAAAACUUUCUCUCAUAGGUCAGGUCUAGCUUAUCAUCAGAGGCUGCACACUGGGGAGAAACCUUAUGAGUGCAAACAAUGUGGAAACACAUUCACUCAGAGCUCUUCUCUUGCUUCUCAUCAGAGGCUGCACACUGGGGAGAAACCUUAUGAAUGCAAGCAAUGUGGAAAGACAUUCACUCAGAGCUCUUCUCUUGCUUCUCAUCAGAGGCUGCACAAUGGGGAGAAACCUUAUGAAUGCAAGCAAUGUGGAAAGACAUUCAGUCGGAGCUCUGGUCUUACUGUACACCAGAGGAUGCACACUGGGGAGAAACCUUAUGAAUGCAAGCAAUGUGGAAAAACUUUCACUCAUUGUUCAGGUCUAGCUUAUCAUCAGAGGAUGCACACUGGGGAAAAACCUUAUGAGUGCAAACACUGUCGAAGGACAUUCAGUCAUAGCUCUGGUCUUGCUUAUCAUCAGAGGCUGCACACUGGGGAGAAACCUUACAAGUCCAAGCAAUGUGGAAAGACAUUCACUCAGAGCUCUUUUCUUGCUUCUCAUCAGAGGCUGCACACUGGGGAGAAACCUUGUUAAUGCAAGCAAUGUGGAAAUAUAUGCAGUCAGACCUCUUUCUAUUGUUUGAAAGCAAUUUAAACCCCCCAUUUCCAGGGCAGUAUACCUAGUGUGAACCUUAACUUGAAUCAGGCAAGGAUUGUGUGAUGGAAAUCAGAGUUAGGAUGGAGUGGCAGCAAUACAGUGAUCAUGAGAUGCUUGCAGAGUGAAGUCCCCUGCUUUGGUCCCCCUGGAUUAUCUGCCUGGGUGGCCGAGUCAAAAUAAAAAGCCAUGGUUGACUCCUUAGGUGAGAUUUGUGGGUUCCUGGGUAGAGAAACUGAUCAGUUGAGGCAAGAGCAGAUAUCCAAGCUCUGUUCUUUCAGUUUUGUUGACCGCUAAACUUUUCUUUGAGCAUGGCUAGGGCACCUUAAUGGUGGCCACAGAAUAACAAGCUAAAUGGAGUAAUGAGGAAAGUAUCUCUCUCCUAUUUUCCCAUUCCCUCUACUACCUUAGAUUAAAUAAGGUGAGUUUAGUGCCAGUCUCAUAAUCUUUCCUCUCAUACUAUACACCAUAGAAACCAGGCAUUCAAUACAUUGAGCUCUCAACUUGCUCAGAAUCAGACAAUUUACUCUCUUCUGUCAUAAACACUCCUAAGAUUAAUGGAAAGAUUCAAAAUAUUAAAAUAUGUAAAUAUUAAAUAAAUUAAGAAAGCCAUAAAACACAUAAAAAUGUGGUCACCAAAAAUUAAUAUGUCUCAAUUUAAAAUUAGUUUUCAUGGUAGUUUAUUUACAAAAGGAGAGAGAAUAAAGGUAGAGAAAUGAGAAAGGGCAGAGUAAGAAAUCUAGCCUAAGAAGCUAGAUUAUUUUCUCCAGCCCUGGUUUUACUGUGGUUGGGCUAAUUAGUCCUCAACUAGAGGGCCUUCAACCUUCAACUAAGGGCUGGUGUUGAACAAAACAAGGACUCUAUCAAUGAAGCCUUUUCGAAGAUGGAGGCCUUUCCAGAGGCUAGUCCCUCCGGAAAACCAGGAAAAGGAGUCAACCUUUUCACGUAUCCACUCUUUAUUCCCAAGGGAAUGUCCAACUGCUGCCUCAACAAUGUCAGUCUCAGGUCCACAAGGCAGAUCCUUUCACCAGCCUCCAAACUCCAAAGAACUAGUCAUAGAAAGCUGCAACUGCUUUUAAAGACAUUUCUUUGAGUUUCUUUCUGUCCAUUCCUUCCACUUUAUGUGGUCCAGCUGUGACUAGCUUUCCUUAGGACUGCCCAGGUGACAGUCAUUUCUGAUUCAUCACCCACUUGAGUACAUGUGGGUCACAGAUUUCCCCUACUUAAAGAUAAAAAGGGGUGUAUGCACUUCUGUGAUUAAAACUAAAAAUAAGCAAGGGAUGGCUAAUCCCAUCUUCACAAAUCCCUCUGUGAACAUUUGGGAGACUAGUCUCCCUAAUUGAUUAAAAUAAUCAGCUUUUACCUCUAAAAAUCUUCUAAGUAGCAGUGUAUACAAUAUUGAGCCUUCUAAAAGGAAACUAAAAUAGAGAUAAGAGGAAAAUAGGGAGAGUAAAACCAGUGUUUUCUAGUCUCAUUGACAAAAAGUCAGUAGGGAGAAGUCCCCUUUGGCAUAAGAGUGUAUAUUGAAAAAUUUAGGUCCUAAAAGUCUGUAUGACAAACUGCAGUAAUAUUGCCCUUGCACAUACAUUAGUGCCAGGACUACAGUUUCCAUAUUAUGAGAUUACAAAUGACUAGAUUUCAGCAGCAAAUGGGAAAUAGCAUUCCUUACCCUGAUUAUCCUUUUUCUCACAAGGAGAGGGAAGCCAGGAAUUGCCACCAAAGUGAGGUGCUUGGUAGAAUGCGGCCCAGGGGAAGACUUGUGUCUGAUGUAUAUUUCAAUCUUGAACCCCAAAGAAGUUCAAGUCCUCUUGGCAAAGAAUCUCAUUAAUCCCACUGUGAUUGUUUGGUCUCCUUGACUUUGUGCUUCUUGAUUCUGUUUAAUGGCUCUUUUUUUAACUUCUCCUGGAAUCAGGCAUACUCAUUAAUCAUAGUCCUAUAAUAUUUAUCAUUAAAUGGCAGGUUAUCAUAGUCUAAAGCUCUUGGGUAUGCAUUAGUAGUAGGACAGAUAUAUAUUAGGAUUCCUUUACUGCAAAAUCAGAAAAAGAUUAAUUUUGAUUAUAUGUACUUUGAAAAAUCUAAAUAUUCUAUUAAACAGCAAUAAUAAAACAAAAUUUCAGGAAUUCAAUGUAUUUCCAAAAGCAGUCUCCACUUGCCCAUGGAUUUUUAACUCCAAUGCUGUUGACAGAAUAUAGUCAAUCUGUUUCAAUAGAAGGUACACUCUUUAAGUGAGAGCAAUGAAUCCAAGAUUCCUCUUCUCCAAUUUUUAUAGCUUUUGGGAGUGGUUAACAAUAUUUGAAAUGGACCUUCCUGUGUACUGGAAAUUAUUUAUGUAUAACUUGCCUCCUAUUCCAGUCUUGAAGUGAAGAGUCUAUUGUUCCUCCUUGUACUGCAGCUACGGAUGGAGCUCUCACAAUUUGCUCUGCAAUUCCUUUAUAUAGGAAGCAGUAGAGAAGUAUCUCCCCCUAAUAGUGAUGCAUAUGCAGGACUAAAAGCCUAAAAGACUUGGCCUGUAUAGAGGGUAUCCAAAAUGCAUCUCAAAUGGUGGGGUGUAGAUCUCCCCUGGGCCUGCUUCAAAAACAAAAUAGGUCUAGAGGGAGAAUUUCAGGCUUUUUAAAAUGUCUCGGUGCAUACUUUUCCAAUCAUACUUUUAAGCUCUUUGUUCAUUCAACGUGGCCUGAGCUCUGGGGAUGAUAUGGUACAUGGAAUUUGGGAGUUAUCCCUAGACAAGAAUAUUCCUGGGAUCAAACUGAAUCACUGAAAUGACUCCCCAUGUCUGAAUCAAUAUGUGCAGGCAGGCCAAAUUGAGGAAUAAUCUCUUCAGAGCACCUUGGCAACAAAAGCCAUGGUGGCUCAGGCAGUAGGAAAUACUUCCAGCCAUCCGACCAUUUGAUCCACCAUAACUAGACAAAAUGUAUACUGUCUGGUCUUAGGCAAAGUGAUAAAAUCAAUUUGUUGGUGCUCAAAAUUUGUGUAAACCAGAGGAUGCUGUUAAAAUUAUUAGUGGUUGGACUCUGAAUAUAUUAAUCAUGUUGUUGCCAAGGAUUUAAUUUCUAUAAUCCCAAAAUGAAUUUCUAAAAUAAAUGGAAUUUAUGGCAGUUUAUUCACAAUAUUUACAGUAGAAGGAAGAUGUUAAGGCAUGAGAGAGAAAGAGAAAACUGGCUUCUUCUGAUACCAAUUAGAAUUUCUAAGCCUCACCCAGGGGAAGAGAGUCUCAAGAAGAUGGGCCUUACCUGGAGGCUUCACACCUGAAAAGUGAGGUCACUAAGUCAGCUUUUUACUCACCAAUGGUAACAGUCUAAAAGAGGUUUGGGUGUUGGUCUUCUUGUCAUUCCUCCAUCCUUCACUUCAAGCUGGGGUGACUGUCUUCUUCAGUCUUUUUUUUCCCUCUAUUUAAAGACCUUUCUCUCUUGUGUCACCUCCUCUAACUUUUCACAUCUAUCAAUCACAGCAGAGGCUUUUCUCCAGGACUGAUAACUCUUUAGUUCUUACCUUUGUUGGUUAUAUUUUAUCUAUGGGUUACUUAAAUCCUCUUUUGUUAAGUUCACCUUUUGUACUUACUUAACACCUUUUUGUAGUUAAAAUCUAAAAAUAGAUUAUAGCUUACAAUUUUAUCUUCACAAUAAAGAGCUAAGUACCUUCAUUGUUAUAAUCAGGAUAUAGCUAAUCCAAUCUUCACAAUGCCCACCAAAAGUUUUCCCAAGAAUGCUGUGUUGACUAGGUUUGGCAGGUGGGGCAGACUAUAUAUACUUGAGGAACUAUAGUAAUUAUACCAGAGGAUAUCCAUAAUCUCUUAACAGAUUGUACAUUGCCCUGGAUACAGAUGUGACUGAUUUUAUGCAUGGAUUGGCAGAUUUGUUAAUAAAAAUUUCUAGGGAGCAGGAAUUUUCCUUUAGAUAACACACAUACUCCAUUAGUCAGUUUUGUUUUAAAAUUUUGUUUCUAUUCACUUCCUUUUCAUUUUAGGAAAGGGAUAAAUCUAAUUCGUUACUUGUUGCCAAAGUUAAAAUUAAUUGAGGUCCUUCUAAGGCGGUUAGUUUUGCAGCAGUAUCUACCUGGUGGUUCCCUCUAUAUACAGGGUCAGUUCCAAUUGUACGGGCAGAGCAAUGACCUAUGAAUAGGACUUUGGGUUGCUGGAGAGCAGAAAGAACUUCAUUAAUUAUUUCUUUAUUUACUAUUUAUUUUCCAGCUGAGGUUAAAAAUCUUCUCUGAAGCCAUAACAUACCCACUGCAUGACAAAUUCCAAAUGGGUACCCAGAAUCUACAUAGAUUAUUGCCCUUUUUUUUUUUUUGGUAAUUUUACAGGCAUGUUUUAGGGCUGUAAGUUCUGCACCUUGAGCACUUAUAUUUAAGGGCAAUGAAGCUGACCAUACAGUGGGAAAUUCUGUCACUGCUGCAGUUCCAGUGUAUACCAUCCCUCAUGGAAGAAUAACCAUCAGUGAAUAAGGCUAGAUCUGGGUUGUCGAAAGGAGUGUCCAAGAGAUUAUCUUGAAGCUUUUCAGCCAUAGACGCUACAGAUUCACAACUAUGCAAUGGUUCUCUUGAAACUGGUAAAUCAGGAAGCAAGGUGGCAGGAUUAAGUGUUGUAUAGUGUUUUAAAGUGAUAUUCUAGUUGCCCAUCAAGGUACCUCCAUAUCUUGUGAGUCUUUGAUCUGAAAAUGCUUCUGUUCUAUGCCUUAGUAACAGUCCUUCUUUAUGUCGGCACAUUUUUAAUGGACAUCCCAAUAUUCAGUCAGCCUCUUUAGUUACUAAAAAAGCUGUGUCAGCUAUACCUCUAAGGCAGGUGGUGCUCCUGAAGCUAUUGGGUCCAGCUGGGCCAAAUAAUAAACAACUGGACCCUGAACUGGUCCCAAAGAGAGUUAAAAUACUUGAAGGCACCCCUCUCUGCUCAUACACAAAGUAAAUGUUUUUGUUUUUAACAAUCUGGGAUGCCUAGAGCAGGGGCAGACAGGAUAGCCUGUUUUAUAUUGCAUGGACUUGACAGGUGUUCUGGCUUUAAUCCAAGUGCUUCAGGCUGAAUCUUUUGUUAAUGCUCUAAGGGGUUUGGUGGUUUCCCCAUAGCAGGGAAUCCGUGUCUACAAAAACCUGUGACCCCUAAGAUUUUUCUUAACUGUUUCUUAGUGGUGGGAGCACUCAAUUUUUGAAUAUUUUCAAUGUGCUUACGAGAAAUAAAGCACACCAGCAGUUAAAAUGAACCCUAAAGAUUCGACUUUGGAGAGACAACAGUGAACCUUUGCCUUUCAGAGUUUGUGGCCUCUUUUCAUAAUUCUAAAAGAAAAUAUUAUUGUCUUGAUAUGCUGAGGUAUUUGGUGAGGUCAAGAGCAAAUCAUCCACUUAUUUAAUUAACUGAAUAUUUUGAAAUUUUAUAUUAUCUGUUGGCUCAAAAGUUGUGCACACAGCAUAGGGCUUUCCACAUACUCUUGUGCCAAAUGACACCAGGUCCCCUGAGAACCUUUCCAUGUAAAGGCAAAUAUAUUCUUGGAAGCCUCAUAAAUGCGUAUCAAAAAAAAUAACUGAGCACAAGUUCAUUACAGUAAAGUAAGUAGCUAUACUGGGAAUAGAGGAAACUAUUGUGUUUGGGUUUGAAACCACAGGAUGUCUUGAAUUUGCCAUGAUUAUUUAUAGUCUUUAAUUCUUGGAUAAAUCUACAUAUGACUUUUCAAUCUGGACCUUUAUUUGUUUUUGGUUUUUUCUUUAAUGGGUAAGGUGGGUGUAUUAUCCAAUUUUCAUGGAAGUAUUCCUUGCUCAAUUAAUGAAUUUAUUACUGGGGUUAUUCCCUCAAUUGCCUGUUUUGAUUGAGGGUACUGAGGAAUGGAAGAAGCUGGCUCACCUCUUGUCUUAAUUUGAACAAGAGCAGCUGCUUUAAGUAGGCCUAUAUUGGAAGAAAUGUGGCCCAAAGAGACUUAGGUAUAUCAGCUGGUAUUUCCAAUAUGGGAGCCUCUCUUACCCCCUGUCUCUCUGAGAGGAGUACAGGGAGCAAAUUUAAAGAUUCCUCGGGUAAUUCUAAUGACAUAGAUUCAUCUGGGGUGCAAGUUAUUCUGGCUUUAAGUUUAUGUAAUAGAUCUCUUCCCAGCAGAUUUGUGGGGGAUCCAGACAUUAAUGGACAAGAAUAUUCUAAAGAUAAGGGUCCCGUGGGUAACAUUCGAGGAAAAAAUCUGGGGCCCUUUUGAAGUGUUUCUGAUAUACCUACUACAUGUAGAGAGCUAAUAUAGUUUCGUUUUGCAUCUGGUUUAGUCUCUAGGAAUAUUCUAAAUGCCCCAGUAUCUAAAAGGCAAUCAUAGUGCAAGUUUUCCCUUUUAGGGUUACAUGGGGUUUAUUACUGUGUGUUUGGGAAUGUAUUGGGAUAAUUAGCAUUAAAAUAUCAGCAUCUGGAAAAUCAAAGGUUUCACUUUUUGAUUCCAAGGCCCUUGCUUCCUCUUCACCCCUUCAUAAAGAUUCUUGGGCAUUUCUCUGGGAUCUUCCACAGUGAGGGGGAUUUUUUCACCCUGAGUAUAGUGUGAACGAGUUCCACUUUUUACAUAUUGGUGUUGGGUAUUUUGUCCUGUGUUCUCAUUUUCCUCCUCUGGAUGACUAUUUCUGUAGUUAUUUUUAUUAUAAUUAUGAUUAUUGUUAUUUCUGGGAUUAUCAUUAUUGUUAAAAUUCAUAUUAUUUGUUAUCUGAUUCCAGUUUCUACAGACCAUCAUUGUCUGACCCUUUUUAGUGUCUUUCUGCUCUCCAGCUCUGAGUGAUUGUCUUUACUCCAAGUCCAAGUGACUGUCUUCCAGUCCAUCUCUGAGUGACUCUUCCUCAGUCCAGCUCCAAGUGACUGACUGGUCAUCCUUAUCUCUGUGUGUCUCUUCACUCUUUAAUCAAUUUUUUUUCCUAUGUCACCUCCCCUUAAUUUUAGGUCUACCAAUCAAUCCCGCUGAUUCACACCAGGACUGCCCACUCUUUCACAUGUGGGUCACAGACCUCCCACUCAAUGUAUGAAAUGGGUGUUCACACCUUCUUGUGGUUAGUUCACACCUUCUUGUGGUUAGUUCACACCGUUUGUGGUUGAAAUGGGUAGAUCUACACUUUGAGCAUUAAAAUCUAAAAAUCGACAGGGCAUUACAAUUUAAUCUUCGAAAUGAGGGAGUAGCCAAGUACCUUCAUUGUUACAAUUAGGGGAGAGCUAAAUCCAGUCUUUGCACCACACAUUCACAUCUCAAAAGCCUCAGGGCGCCAUCCCCAAUUUUACCAUUGAGCCAAAUGUUCCCUUCACACAUCUCCUGUACCAGCUCACUAUCCCUCCCCCCAGCUCUUAGUUAGAGGUCUGAUGAUACGACCUCCAUCCCAGGCCACUGUGAAUUCAUAAUUUCAGAAAUGGGGAUGGGCCUGCCUCAUUCUUUGGGUACUCAGUGGGGAAGAUCAGGAUUGGUAUUCAGAAGGUAGCAGCAACCAUUUUGAUAAGACCCAGAGACAAGUAGGGGAAAGGGUGAAACUUCUUUACUUAUUUUGUCAGAUAAUUUGUAUAGUAUUGGGAUUGGUUGUUCUUUAAACACUUGAUAGAAUUCCCUUGUGAAUCCAUCUGGCCCUGGGGGUAUUUUAUUAGCUAAGGAGUUUUUUUUGUUUUGUUUUGUUUUGAUAUUUUAUUUGAUCAUUUCCAAGCAUUAUUCAUUAAAGAUAAAGAUCAUUUUCUUUUCCUCCCCCCCAUCCCCAUAGCCGACGCGUAAAUCCACUGGGCAUUACAUGUUUUCUUGAUUUGAACCCAUUGCUAUGUUGAUAAUAUUUGCAUUAUAGUGUUCAUUUAGAGUCUCUCCUCUGUCAUGUCCCCUCAACUGCUGUAUUCAGGCAGUUGCUCUUCCUUGGUGUUUUUAUUCCCACGGUUUAUCCUCUGCUAGUGGAUAGUGUUUUUUAGAUCCCUGCAGAUUGUUCAGGGACAUUGCAUUACCACUAAGGGAGAAGUGCAUUACGUUUGAUUGUACCACAGUGUAUUUGUCUCUGUGUACCGUGUUCUCCUGCUUCUGCUCCUCUCGCUCUGCAUCACUUCCUGGAGGUUCUUCCAGUCUCCAUGGAACUCCUCCACUUUAUUAUUCCUUUUAGCACAAUAGUAUUCCAUCACCAACAUAUACCACAGUGUGUCAGCCAUUCCCCAAUUGAAGGGCAUCCCCUCGUUUUCCAGUUUUUGGCCACCACAAAGAGCGCAGCUAUGAAUAUUCUUGUACAAGUCUUUUUCCUUAUUAUCUCUUUGGGGUACAGACAAGGGUAGAUAUUCUUUUGUCGUCCUUUGGGCAUAGUGUUAAAUCGAACCCCAAUUAGGUCUGUAAAUGAAGGUCAACCACGUUUGAAAAUGUUUAAGAAAGAAAAAAAAAGAACACCCUGGACCCAAACCCAAAGUCUUCUAAAGGCUAAAGCCAAAAACCUCAGGCCCACCUUUAUAUAUCCUGCCAACCACUGUGAAUUUCGAAACUACUCCACCUCAUUCAGACCAUUCUUUAGAAGAUGGGAUUUAGCUAUUUCCUGAUCAAUAACAACAGAGAUACUUGGAAUAACAGAAUCAGGUCUUGGAAACUACAAUCUCCACCCUACUCAGGAUAACAAGAUUAGGAAGGGCUGCAGCAAAACUCAAGAUUUAAUUAUUUGAGAAUAUGGCCUUCAACAGACAUGUGCAGAGAAGGACAGACUUCUGGGAGGUCCUAGGUCAAGUGAGAGCCACCAUUGACUCAUGUGAGAUGCAGGAAGUGAGGUAGAGAACAGCCUCUGGAAUUCUUGGGUCUUCAUAUGAGGAGGGCGAGACUCAGUGGGAGGCUGGUGCUUGGAGUUGGAGGAACCCGCAGACUGUUUUUCUUCAGUUUGGUCAUGUGAGUUAUAAGGACUGAUCUGUUUCCUUGUCUUGGCUAUCCAGGGCCUUAAGCCUGCUUUGGCUCAGCCUGAGCAGAGUGGGUAUUUAAACCCUCUUUCCUUCUCUCCCGUUUCUCUCUCUCUGUCUGUCUUUCUCCCUCUAGUACUUUUUUCCUCCUGUUUUUAAUUAAAAUACCAUAAAAAAGUUG